AUGGAUAUGUACCGGUAUAGUGACACGAAGAAUGCAAGAAAGUGUGAUAAAAUAACUAAAAUUAAACACAAGUUGAUAAAGAAACACAGGCUAAAUGAGCAUCGGUCAGCCGGCGGCAGUUGGGAGGAACCAGUGAGCGCCGUGCGGAACACACCGCUACGGCGCUCACAGAGGCUCAACUCGACCCUGGACUCCAGGAGCACCGGUCAGUUGCGUAGCACGCUGAGCCGCGCUCGUGAGUUAUGCGAGCGAUGGCGAAGUGGCGGUGGAGCGACUCCUGCGCCGCCGGCUCCCCCACCCGACGACGAAGGAGGGGGACGUCUGGCCCGAUGGUUCAGCGUGCGACGCGGUUCUUCUCACCAGUACGACAUGCAUGGCCACGAGUCCGACAAAAUGCCCAAACUACCAGAGUUGGAGGAGGAUUUGUUCUCAUGCGGCGGCGAAGUGCGAGGCGGUCGGGUGCCGCCGCCCUCGCUGGGCGCGCCACCGGACUCCCUGUCCCCGGUGCAGCUGCGCCGCCGACAUGUGGUCGCUGCCAUCAUACACAGCGAGAACUCAUACGUCGCCACCUUACAGAGGCUCAUCAACGACUACAAGAAACCCCUCGAGGAGAGUAGUCCAGCGAUUCUGAAUGCCAGCAAGAUCCAAACGUUGUUCCACCGGCUACCAGACAUACUGCAAUGUCAUCUACACUUCCGAACAGCACUGGCUGAUUGCGCGCGGACGUGGGACCGCGAUGAAAAAAUUGGCGAGGUCUUUUUGAGCGCGUUCUCAAAAGCCGUGGUGUUGGACGUGUACUCGGACUUCAUAAAUAACUUCUCGGUAGCUAUGGAAUUGGCCAAGAUGGAGUCGAAACGCAAGUCGGCGCUAGCUGACUUCUUCAAAGUGAAGCAGAUCAGCGCUCACGACCGACUCUCAUUCUUUGGUCUCAUGGUCAAACCUGUGCAACGGUUUCCUCAAUUUAUCAUGUUUUUACAAGACUUAUUAAAACACACGCCACCGGGACACUUAGACCGAGUGGCGUUACAACGUGCCUUGACGAGGCUAGAAGCUCUAGCCGAUGCCUUGAAUGAAAGGAAGCGAGAUGCUGAACGGACACAGGCAUUCCGUGCGGCUCUAAGACGACUAACACGGGGCGGUGUGGCGGGCGCGGGCGGGGCGGGCGGCGCCGCGCGCUUCGGUGCCGCGCGACUGCUCGCCUCGCGGGCUGACAAACGACAUCUGUUGCGACAGGACGACUUGCUGCAGUUGGAAUUCAAUCAAUCAGGCGGUCUCACCAAAUGCAAGCCACGUCGUUUACUUCUACUGAACGACCUAGUGGUAUGUGUGUCAGUGGGCGCGGCGGGCGAGGAGGCGGAGAGACUCGGACUGAAGUGGGCGCACCCCGUGCAAGACGUCGACGUGCUGGACACGGGCACCUCGCCCACACUCAGCAGGGUGCUCGCACAAGGUAUGAACCGCAGUGGCAGUCUCCGGUCCAGCUCAAGCAGUAGUAUGUCGACGUCGACAGGAGACUCCCUAUGCAGUGAGAUGUCAGCGCUGAUGCAUGACUAUGAGACUGUAUCUCGCAUGGCUGACCUGGCUGCGUCGCUGCGCGCCCCAUACCCUGAGCUAGGUGCAGACACCUUCCGAGCCUUACUGCAGAACAUACAGAGGAGUAUACAGAAAAAAGACGACGAGAUGGCAUGGGUAGAUUCCUGCUGCCUGCAACUGACGAUACGAGGUCGUGAAGAGCCAUUGACCUUCCGCGCUAGUGAGCCGGGUGCGAGGCUAGCGUGGGCGACAGAGCUAAGGCUCGCCCAACUAGCACAGGCCUCCGCUAACUCACCCGCGUGGAGAUUCCCGUCACAACUUGCGCCGGCGCAUAAGAUGCCACUGUUUGUCGCUGCUACACCCGUGUAUUCUUCGCGGCAACUUACUGAGGUUCGUUGCGGAUGUUUCUACACGUCCUGCGGCGGCGGUCGCGGCGGUCCCCUGCGCCGCGCGCGCUCCUUGCUGUGGGUGAGCGCGGGCGGCGCCAGUGACAGCCAUGUCGCAGUACUCACGCACCGCGCUGCUAAACUCAAGACUCUCGUCACACUGGACCUGCCUGAUACCAAGGUUACCUCAAUGGAAUUCGCACGCGGAGUACGACAAGCAACAACACUCUGCGGUGACACAGUAUGGCUCGGAACUGAUGACAAGAAAAUCAUAAUAUUUUCUGCAGUUGAACCCGAGAAGCAAGAAAAGUUAACGGAAGUGCCAACGAUCGCGGCUAUCACGCAAAUUCGAUAUCAUUGUGACGCCAUGUUUGUAGGACUGGCUAAUGGACGAGUGUCAGUGUACCGACGGAACCACGAUGACUCCUGGGCCCUGCAGGAGCCGCUCGCCAUCGAGCUCGGGGACCGGCCCGUGCACUGCGUGCUGCCAGUGGACGGCAUCAUAUACGCGACCUGUGCGCGCAGGGUCUUCGCCAUCAACGCACUCACCGCGGAGAUCAUGCGCAUACUGGAGCUCAAAGGAGACGGCGACCGAUCCGUCAAGUACCUCGCCCAUUCCGGUGUCGGACUGUGGACCGCCUUCUCAGACUCCACCUACGUCAGCUUGUACCACGCUGAAACAUUCGAACACCUCCAAAACAUUGACAUCGCUGCUGAUGUCGCGAAAACGAUUGGUGCUAGAGAGGGAAGUAAACCCGCGUACGUGUCCGCUCUACUCGCAUGCCAGGGACUACUGUGGGUCGGCACUACGGCUGGAGUCAGUGUUACUGUACCACUGCCCAAGCUGGAAGGACUCCCGCUUAUAGGUGGACACAUCGCUGCCUCGUACCACGCCCACGCUGGACCCGUGUCGUUCCUACUUUCAUUGAUGCCGGAAACUAAAGAUGUAGAUGUAAAUACAGUUCGGCGGAAUUUAUCCAACGCUCGUGCUCUCGCCGAUACCGUUAACCACACGUUGCAUGAAUUUAAAGAAGAGAAUGGUAAAGAAGAUAAUGAUAAACCGAAACUAGAGCGACGGAUAUCAGAAGACGCCAGCCCUUACCGACCGCAGCGCGUCCAGUCAACCGUGGUGCGACGGAAGAAACCGGGCGACGUGCGUCUCAGUAAGACAUUACCAAAAUGUGCGAACUUGAACGCUUGUGACGUAUACGGGUUGUACGGAGACUUGAUGUUCGUGAAGGACUGUGUCGGCGAGGCUGACGUGGGAGGCUCGGGCGGGGAGGCUCUAAGGAGGAGUGACCCCGAGCUGGCCGCGAUACCUUUCCGUGUUAGUACACUUGACCGACGCUUGCGCAUGCGCGCUGGUAGACCUCGUAGUUUGGACCUAUCAAGCUGGUCGGUGGACUCCCGUGCCUCCAGCCUAUGUACGUCGUCGGGCAGUGAGGAGUCUAUGGCACUGCGUGGAGUGUCGAGGACUAGUUCGGGUGCAUCAGGUGCGGCUGCUUUGGCUCCGGUGGCUGCGUCCACGCCUGACUCAUCGUCAGCCAAGUCCAGUGCGUCUGAGCGUUCUUCCUGUCGCACGGAGGGCAGUGCGGAGCCGCGCGGGGGCGCGGGGCGCAGCCUGCGCGGCGCGGACUACGUGGUGGGGGCGAGCGCGGCGCGGCGCUCGGUGCUGACGGUGGUGGGCGGGCGCGGGUACGUGGACUGGCGCCAGACGGCGGACGCGGCCGAGCGCCCGCAGCCGGCCGCCGACCCCAACCCGAAAGACGCGCACCUCAUACUCUGGGAGAUGCGCUUGUGA
Molecule: messenger RNA, 3720 nt
Organism: Spodoptera littoralis (African cotton leafworm)
Lineage: Eukaryota; Metazoa; Arthropoda; Insecta; Lepidoptera; Noctuidae
Source: the annotation of a GenBank genome assembly